CACCCCUUCCCCCCACCACACCCCCCAUCCCUCCACCCAGGUCACCAUGGCGACUGGCACCACCACCACUGCCCGUGAGCAUCUCCUGGUGGUGCGGAGGCGCAGCCCACACAUGCGCUACACCUUGAGCCCGGAAAACCUCCGCAGCCUUUCGACGCAGGGUGGAUCUGGAGGGGGGAGCUCUAGAGGUGGAGCGCCCGAACCGAUGGGCCUGCAGCGGGCUAACAGCGAUACUGAUCUGGUGACAUCAGACAGCCGUUCCUCCUUAACGGCAUCUACAUACCAGUUCACGCUCGGACGAGGGCAAAACCUGGUCAUCUCUUGGGACAUCAAGGAGGAGGUGGAUGCCACUGACUGGAUUGGGCUCUACCACAUUGAUGAGACGUGUCCUGCUAAUGUUUGGGACUCAAAGAACCGCGGGGUGAACGGCACUCAAAGAGGGCAGAUCGUCUGGAGGUUGGAGCCUGGACCAUACUUUAUGGAGCCUGAGACCAAAAUCUGCUUCAAAUAUUACCAUGGAGUGAGCGGAGCACUGAGGGCCACGACACCCUGCAUCACUGUCAAGAACCCCGGAGUCACUGUAGGGGCAGAAGGGCAGGUGGAUGGACAGUCUGUCACUGAACACUGCAGGAAAUUGGUCAGCUUUACUUUAUCAGAUAUCAGGGCUCAGGGUCUGAAGAAGGGCAUGUUUUUUAAUCCGGACCCGUAUCUAAAAAUGAGCAUCCAACCAGGCAAGAGGAACGACUUCCCGACGUUCAGCCACCACGGCCAGGAGAGACGAACUUCCAUCAUAUCCAACACCACCAACCCUGUGUGGCACGGAGAGAAGUACACUUUUGUUGCACUGAUGACAGACGUUUUGGAAAUCGAGGUCAAGGACAAAUUUGCAAAAAGCCGCCCGAUCAUCAAACGCUUUUUAGGUCAGCUGAUAAUCCCGGUGCAGAGACUACUGGAGAGACACACAGCCGGGGAUCAACAUGUGAGCUACACACUUUGUCGUCGUCUACCAACAGAACAUGUGAGUGGACAACUUCAUUUCCGGGUGGAGAUCACCUUCAACGGGCAUGAAGAUGCCAUGGGGUCUCUGCUGGGAGCCUCCGCUAUGAAUGGAGAUCCUGGCAGCCCAUCGGACGACGAAGACAUUCUUCAUCCUGUGUCCCGCAUGGUCAGGGGCCCGUCGCCCACGGGCUCUGAAGGGUCUCUACAUGGUGAUGCUUUUAGGCCUGACGAGUGCAUGAUGGACCCUGAAGAGGAUCGGCUCUUGAGAGACGGAGCCCCAGAUUUGGUUGAAGGAGCCCCAGCUCAUACUCAUCGCCAGGCCUCGCUUAAUGACUACCUGGAUGCCAUUGAGGCCCCCAAGCCCCCUGGGGACAGACCGCUUGGGGCCUCCUCUCCUAAACUACGGUCAAGUUUCCCCACCGACACGCGGCUCAAUGCAAUGUUACAUAUAGACUCUGAUGAAGAUGAGGAAGGGCACGCCUCCCGGGAUACAGCAUUGACCAAUGGGACGCCGCGGCCUGAAGGACACGCCUCCUCUGAAAGAGGCAAAGGGGAGGGGGCUGUGAAAAACAGGGAAGGGCUUGAGUCAGAAGCGGCAAGCAGUGCUACAGAUACUGAAGCCACACCAUCAGUGUCCAGCAGUGGCACCACCAAGAGCCAAAAUGGCGGCGGUGCUGAGGGUGGUCAGGAAGCAGCUGCCAUUUCGGGAGACUUGACCCAAAGCGUCGGCAGAUCUCAGCAGCCAGCUCUUCAAAUACAGAAUGAGGAAGUAGCCACAGCUCAGGUGUCCUCCAGAACUGAGGCUCCUGCAGUCUCAGAGGUCUCAGCGCCUGCCAUUUAUACAAUCAAUGAAGAGGGCGGAGCCACAGCGGCAAAUCAGCCAGAACCUGUGAGCUCCAGUGAGAUGGCCAAUCAGGAAGAGGAGGAUGAAGAUAUCUGGCAGAGGAGGCAGAGUCUGCAGGCAUCAGGGAAUGAAUCACAGGCCGAAGCGAUGGAAUUAACCAAUGAAGUGAGGAGAGCGGCUGAUGAAGCGCAGGCUGCUAUGGUAACAGAUGGAGAGACAGGCGCCUGUGCUCAAGUGAACGGCCACCAGCCAAUGCGCUCUCUCCCAUCAGUUCGGCACGACAUCAGCCGCUAUCAGAGAGUGGACGAGCCUCUUCCUCCAAACUGGGAGGCUCGUAUUGACAGCCACGGCAGGAUUUUCUACGUGGAUCAUGUAAACCGAACCACAACCUGGCAGCGUCCCACGGCUCCACCUGCACCUCAGGUCCUGCAGAGAUCAAACUCCAUUCAGCAGAUGGAGCAGCUCAACCGCAGGUAUCAGAGUAUCCGGAGGACAAUAACCAAUGAGAGGACAGAGGAACAGGCCGCAGAGAUGCCAACAGAUGACCUGACAACAUCUGACCUGCUGCAUCACUCCAUACCUGAGUAUCGGCGGGAUGGUGUUGUUGUACCCACCAGCUCUCGCUCCCGCCUGACUCUGCUGCUUCAGUCCCCCAGCGCCAAGUUUCUCACCAGCCCGGAUUUCUUCACCGUACUGCAUUCCAACCCUAGUGCCUACCGCAUGUUUACAAGUAACACGUGUCUAAAACACAUGAUCAGUAAAGUGCGACGGGACGCGCAUCACUUCGAGCGCUACCAGCACAACCGAGACCUGGUUGCCUUCCUCAACAUGUUCGCCAACAAACAGCUGGAUCUGCCACGGGGCUGGGAAAUGAAACACGACCAUACGGGAAAGCCUUUCUUCGUGGAUCACAACUGCAGGGCGACCACAUUCAUCGACCCCCGGCUGCCGCUGCAGAGCGCCCGUCCCAGCAGCCUCCUCGCCCACCGCCAGCAUUUGAGUCGCCAGCGCAGCCACAGCGCAGGAGAGGUGGGCGAUGACCCUCGGCAUGCUGGACCCGCUGUACUGCCACGCCCCUCCAACACCUUAACAGCCAAUCGCAACCAGUGUCAAGACUUAGUUCCUGUUGCCUAUAAUGAAAAAAUAGUGGCAUUUCUGCGGCAGCCGAACAUAUUUGAUAUCCUUCAGGAGAGGCAGCCUGAGCUCAUUAGGAAUCACUCACUCAGGGAGAAGGUGCAGUUCAUUCGCAAUGAAGGAGCGUCAGGAUUGGCUCGUCUCUCCAGCGAUGCAGACCUAGUGAUUUUGCUCAGUUUGUUUGAAGAGGAAGUGAUGUCGUAUGUGCCACCUCAUGCCUUACUGCACCCCAGCUACUGCCAGUCACCGCGAGGGUCUCCAGUCUCCUCUCCUCAAAACUCUCCAGGUACACAGAGAGCCAACGCUCGAGCCCCUGCGCCCUACAAACGAGACUUUGAAGCCAAACUUCGAAAUUUCUAUCGCAAGCUUGAGACUAAAGGCUAUGGACAGGGUCCUGGCAAAGUCAAGCUGAUAAUCCGCAGAGAUCAUCUACUGGAGGACGCCUUCAAUCAGAUCAUGUGCUACUCUCGCAAAGAUCUCCAGAGAAGCAAACUCUACGUCAGCUUUGUUGGAGAAGAGGGAUUGGACUACAGUGGCCCAUCAAGAGAGUUUUUCUUUCUGGUGUCGAGGGAGCUCUUUAACCCUUAUUAUGGUUUGUUUGAGUAUUCAGCCAACGACACCUACACCGUUCAGAUCAGUCCCAUGUCUGCCUUCGUUGACAAUCAUCAUGAAUGGUUUCGUUUUAGCGGCCGUAUUCUGGGUCUCGCUCUUAUCCAUCAAUACCUACUGGAUGCCUUCUUCACACGACCGUUCUACAAAGGCCUAUUGCGAAUCCCGUGUGAUCUGAGUGAUCUGGAGUAUCUCGAUGAGGAGUUUCAUCAGAGUCUUCAGUGGAUGAAGGACAAUGACAUAGAAGAUAUGCUGGAUCUGACCUUCACCGUCAAUGAGGAGGUGUUCGGACAGAUCACAGAGCGUGAGCUGAAGCCUGGUGGUGCAAAUAUCCCGGUGUCAGAGAAGAAUAAGAAGGAGUACAUUGAGCGCAUGGUGAAGUGGCGUAUUGAGCGUGGCGUCGUCCAGCAGACCGAGAGUCUCGUACGGGGCUUUUAUGAGGUUGUAGAUGCGCGGCUGGUGUCUGUGUUUGAUGCACGAGAGCUGGAGCUGGUGAUCGCUGGAACAGCAGAGAUUGAUCUGGGAGACUGGAGGAACAACACCGAAUACAGAGGAGGUUAUCAUGAUAACCACAUCGUGAUCCGCUGGUUCUGGGCGGCAGUGGAGCGAUUCAACAAUGAGCAGAGGCUCCGGUUACUCCAGUUUGUGACCGGGACGUCCAGUAUCCCAUAUGAGGGCUUCGCCUCGCUCAGGGGCAGCAAUGGGCCGCGGCGCUUCUGUGUGGAGAAAUGGGGGAAAAUCACUUCUUUGCCCAGGGCUCACACGUGUUUCAACCGGCUGGAUCUUCCCCCGUAUCCUUCAUUCUCCAUGCUCUACGAGAAGAUGCUGACGGCAGUGGAGGAGACCAGCACUUUCGGUUUGGAGUGAAUGUUGGUCAGAUUUCAGAAACAUUUAAACAAACACCAGAAGCACUUAGACGUGGAUAUAAAUAUAUUUUGUACACCGCAUCACUUAAAAACACUGAAAACAAGGAUGUUUCUCUGACUCAGAUGGGAUUUUUUCCUUCUCGUCGGCCAUAUUGAUUGGCUCUGGAUUUGACAGUGAUUUUUUUGGGGGGGAUUUGAAAUCGAAACUGAUGAAAAUGAGGAACAAACCCAAAGGACUUUGAUACUCUCAUACUCUUUUUAUCUGUAAAGAGACUUUUUUUACAGCGCAUCGAAUCGCAGCGUGAAUGAACAGAUGUUGUGUUUGUUGUGAGCUUUUUUCAAAUCGCCUCAAUCUCACGCCACACACUGUAGGUAUUGACUGCAAAUGUACAUGUUCUCUGUUCUUUUAAUCAUAUUUAUGCAUUAAUCCGUCUCGUAUGUUUGUUUUGACGCCGUAUGCCCUCACAUCUGACACUUAUGAAUGAAUUUGUUUGGUAUAUAGUCUCACAUGUAACGUUUUUUGUUAUGUUACACUGAAGAUGCACUAUAAUAUCAUGAAUGUGAGGAGCACUUGGUGCGGUGAUCAAAUGACCUGAGGUUUUGUUUCGUUGUCCUUGACACAGAUGCAUUACUGAUGAUGAUUUGUAAGAGAAAUUAAGCUUAAGAAACCCUUGAAGUCAACAAGAAAUGAGCAAUUGUUUUGAAUAAUUAAGAUUUUUUAAUAGUUCUGUCAAACGAUUAAUCGGGAUUAAUCACAUUCUAGAGAACAGUUUGUAUUUACAUAAUAUAUACAGGUGUAUUGUGUAUAUUUAUGUAGAUAUGACUAAAUUCACACACACAAUACAAAAAUAUACAAUAGAAAUAUAUUUACUCAUAUGUUUAUAUGUAUAUGUGUGUGUGUGCGUGUGUGUGUGUGUGUGUGUGUGUGUGUGUGUGUGUGUGUGUGUGUAUAUAUACUGUAUAUAUAAAUAUAUAUAGUAUGUAUAUAGGGCAACACGGUGGCACAGUGGGUAGCGCUGGCUCUUCACAGCAAGAAGAUCACUUGUUCGAGCCCUUGGCCAGUUGGCAUUUCUGUGUGGAGUUUGCAUGUUCUCCCCGUGUUCACGUGGGUUUCCUCUGGGUGCUUCGGUUUCCCCCACAGUCCAAAGACGUGUGCUGUAGGUGAAUUGGGUAAGCUAAAUUGUCUGUAGUGUAUGUAUGUAUGUUCUGGUCUUCCAGGUUCGGGGUUGAGCAUUGGUCUAACAACCCACCUCAUAAAAAAAAACUAGAUGUUUCACCCACAGUCCAAAGACAUGCGCUAUUGUGAAUUGAAUAAACUAAAUUGGCCAUAGUGUGUGUGUGUGUGAGAAUGUGAGCGUGUAUGGGUGUUUCCCAGUACUGGAUUGCAGCUGGAAGGGCAUCCGCUGCGUAAAACAUAUGCUGGAUAAGUUGGCGGUUCAUUCCGCUGUGGCGACCCCUGAUAAAUCGGGGACUAAGCUGAAGGGAAAUGAAUGAAUGAAUGAAUAUAAUUUCUGUUAUAUAUAAAUAUAAACAAAUGUUUUACACAAUAUAUUCAUGCAUAUGUUUAUAUACACUGUACGCACAAAUAUAUUUUGUAAAUUUGAACUUUUAUUGUAGAUGUGAUUAAUUGUUUGA
Danio aesculapii is the source of this 6087-nucleotide messenger RNA. RefSeq names its product HECT, C2 and WW domain containing E3 ubiquitin protein ligase 2b (gene hecw2b). The transcript is spliced from 29 exons. The record is from RefSeq and is a predicted model, not a curated record. Lineage: Eukaryota; Metazoa; Chordata; Actinopteri; Cypriniformes; Danionidae. The coding region runs from base 47 to 4453 and encodes 1468 amino acids. Gene Ontology annotation, molecular function: ubiquitin-protein transferase activity; protein binding. Gene Ontology annotation, biological process: regulation of dendrite morphogenesis.